AUGACGACCGAGCCGACCCAGGAGGCUGAGCCUCCUCCCUGUUCCGCGCCUGCGUUCUCCCCGGCCGAGGAAAACGAGCUCUUCGGCUCGAGCUACCCUCUCCACACGUUUCCCGUUCUUCUCCAGCAGUGUCAGAAGCGCACAUACUCGCUCUUUGUCAAUUCCGUCGGUCUGCGGCCUCCUGCGUUUCUUCCGGCUGUCGAAGAGAAGGUGAAGAUCAAGCUCCACGACGAAUACUUCUUCCCUGCGCCGGUCUCCAGCCCGGCGCCGCCCUCCGCCGACGCUUCUUCCCUCGCUUCUCUGCCGGCGCUCCCGGCCUCUUCCCUCUCUUCCUCUGCGCUGCCGCCCUUCGCAGUAGCGCAGACUGACGCUACGAACGGCGAGACCGAGGCGCAGCAGACGAGCGCGAAAGGAAGAAAUGCCGGAGACGCCUCUGCACUCGCUCUGCUGCCUUCGGAGUCCGCGAGCACGGUGGAAGCCAAGCGACAGCGCGUGGCUGUGACAUGCCCAGCUGUACAUACACCCGAGAUGUCCGUCUCGGAGCUCCUCUCUGAGCUCUCCUCGCGCACUGCUGCGUCGUCUGUUCCGUACACAGCCGCUGCGGGAGGCGCGCCGGCGACGAGUGCUGCUGGCCCGUCGCCAAGCAGCAGCAAAGCCCUCGCGGCGUUGCCACCGAGUGGAGGGGAGGCUGCGGCAGGCAGUGCAGUCGCGAGGAAGACUGAAGGAUUCGGAGGCGAGCUGGCGAACCUGCGACUGAAGAACCUCCCCGCGGCUCUCCGUCCGACCUGGCACGCGCCCUGGAAGCUCCACAGAGUCAUCGCAGGACACCUCGGCUGGGUCACGUGCCUCGCCGUCGAUCCCACCAACGAGUGGUUUGCCACAGGAUCCAACGACCGCCUCAUCAAGAUCUGGGAUCUGGCGUCAGGCACCCUGAAGCUCUCUCUCACUGGACACGUUUCGGCCAUUCGAGACAUCAAGAUCUCCUCGCGGCAUCCUUACAUGUUCACCUGUGGAGAAGACAAUCGCGUGAAGUGCUGGGAUUUGGAACAGAACAAAGUUGUGAGAGACUACCAUGGGCAUUUGUCCGGCGUCUAUACACUUGCGCUCCACCCACAACUCGACAUUCUCUGCAGCGGCGGUCGCGACGCCGUUGUGCGCGUCUGGGAUAUGCGGACGAAACACGAGAUUUACGUUUUGAGUGGUCACCAGGGAACAAUUAUGUCUCUGCAGAUGCAAUCUCUGGAGCCGCAUAUCAUCUCCGGCUCUCAGGACAAAAUGGUCCGGCUGUGGGAUUUGACUUCGGGGAAGUGUUCAGCAGUUCUGACGAACCACAAGAAGAGCAUACGAGCCAUGGCGUUCCAUCCGCAAGAGUACUCUUUCGUCUCGUGCGCUGCGGACAAAAUCAAAGUCUGGAGAAAUCCGCUGGGUCAAUUUGAAAGAAACAUCGAAGGCCACAACUCCAUCAUCAACUGCUGCGCCAUUAAGGAAGACGGCGAUUCUUCGAUCCUCAUUGCCGGCACGAAUAACGGCCAACUGCACUUCUGGGACUGGGCGUCCGGAUACAAGUUCGACACCAUUCAGUCUCGUGUGCAGCCAGGUUCUCUGGAGAGCGAAAACGGAAUUUUCUGUUGUGCGCUCGACAAAUCUGAGACGCGGCUGUUGACGGGAGAAUGCGACAAAACCAUCAAGGUUUGGAAACCGGAUGAAGAGGCAACAGAGGAGUCUCACCCGUUGCAGUGGAAGCCCCAAAGAUCAAUGAAGCGCUACUAG
Neospora caninum is the source of this 1770-nucleotide messenger RNA. Its product is annotated as Testis cDNA clone: QtsA-14439, similar to human pleiotropic regulator 1 (PRL1homolog, Arabidopsis)(PLRG1),related. Gene Ontology annotation, biological process: mRNA splicing, via spliceosome. NCBI's taxonomy places the organism in Eukaryota, Apicomplexa, Conoidasida, Eucoccidiorida, Sarcocystidae. The coding region runs from base 1 to 1770 and encodes 589 amino acids. The record is from RefSeq and is a predicted model, not a curated record. Gene Ontology annotation, cellular component: Prp19 complex; catalytic step 2 spliceosome; precatalytic spliceosome. The transcript has 8 exons. Gene Ontology annotation, molecular function: protein binding.